This is a messenger RNA of Penicillium paradoxum, 3666 nucleotides long. RefSeq names its product DEAD/DEAH box helicase. The record is from RefSeq and is a predicted model, not a curated record. Gene Ontology annotation, molecular function: ATP binding; ATP-dependent chromatin remodeler activity; zinc ion binding. The transcript has a single exon. The coding region runs from base 1 to 3666 and encodes 1221 amino acids. Lineage: Eukaryota; Fungi; Ascomycota; Eurotiomycetes; Eurotiales; Aspergillaceae.
AUGAGUGAGGAUGAUGAGAAACGACCAGCAAAGAGACAGCGUUUCUUCACAGAUCCUCCAGAAUCGCCUUUACCGACUAAGGCCCGAGAAACGGACGCGUCCUUAUCUGGUCAUUGCCCGAAGAGCGAGGAACACCACGAUCCUCGGACGGAUCAUGACGCCACGCUAGAGCUCCGGUCUCUCGAACGCAUUCCCGAAAGCUCCCCUGGCUUGGAUAACGAGAUCGAGCAGCAGGAUACACAGAUCCGAACGGCUGGCCCGGAUUUACCUGCUGUAUCUAGUGCCUCACAGCCCCAGAAUGGCGCAGGCCGGCAGAAAAUAGAGGAAGUGACUACCAGUACCACCAUAUCACACACCGUUGCAGAUGGGUUUGAUGUCGACCUUUUUACCAGCAUUGUGGGGGAGCAGUUGUCCGCAGAUUCCAUCAGGACCAUCCAGUCGGCCGCUUCCAAUAACAUCGAACGGGCUGUCAACAUAUACUUCGACGGAUCGUGGAGGAAACCCGGGCGUUUAAGUGGCGGCGUUUCUGUCAGAAAUCGACAAACUCCUGUCCAGGUAAACCUUAGUCCUGAACUCCCGAUAGGCAGUGAAUCGGUUCUGCGAAAUCAGCCACCCGCACGAUAUGUUGGCGCCUUUGGUGUGGGAGGAUGGGCAACCAGGAGUGGCCUAGCAUUUCUCAAGCAUGGGGAUCCCGUAAAUAUUGAACGUGCACGCUCACAGCCAACAAUGAAACGUGGUCGAGGAGGCAAGGCAUUUGUCAACCAGAAAAGCGACGUUCUGACUCGAUUUACAAACACCUCGGGCCAAGAAAUUGGAAGGCUUCCGCACGAGACGGCUGAAUGGGUUUCUACGCUGAUUGAUCAGAAGAUCUGUCGGUUUGAAGGAGUCUGUGUGUUUGUACCCGAUAGGGUGCGAGUCAAUGAUACCAUAUACUUGCAACUUCGGGUUUACAUGCGCAAAGAAGCCUUCCAGAGUGGUGCGUUCGCUGCUUUGAAUGUUAAUGACAACAGGUCCACUGGACUGUUUGAAGAGAAAGAGAGCACCGAGGAAAAGACUCUACGACUGAGGCAAGUCGCUCUUGUAAAGCUGUUUCAGGAGAUCAAUCUCCAUCCUACGUCGACCAACCCCACCACAGAAAAGCACAAGAGAGAUGGCAUUUUGCGUGCCGCUGAAAUUGCAGAGCAAUACGACGGCAUGAAGAAAGAAAAGGACAAAUCCAAAUCAACCAAGGAUCCCAAUGAUUCAUCUGCAGAAGAGGAGACCGAAGAACUAGAAGAGGAUCAGCUCGACACGCUAUAUCGGAAGGCGCAGUCAUUUGAUUUCAACAUGCCAGCAGCAGAUCCAGCACCCACGUUCACGCUUAAUCUGCGUAAAUAUCAACAACAAGCUCUUCAUUGGAUGCUGUCAAAAGAGAGAGACUCCAAAGAUACCCGAGACAAGUCAAUGCAUCCUUUGUGGGAACAAUACACUUGGCCCAUAAAAGAUGUGGACGAUAAAGAGUUACCACAAGUUCAGAACAUUGACCACUUUUAUGUCAAUCCUUAUUCGGGAGACCUCAGUGUUGACUUCCCUGCUCAGGAGCAACAAUGCCGGGGCGGAAUCCUGGCUGAUGAAAUGGGACUUGGGAAAACUAUCGAGAUGCUCAGUCUGGUGCAUUCACACAGAGCUGAGCCGGAUCCGCAGAUUAUGAAUGGCCUUAGCUCUGUGAAUGACCUUGCCAGAAUGCCCAACUCUACUGGAGUGAUUCCCGCACCGUAUACCACUCUAGUCGUUGCACCUACAUCGCUAAUCUCCCAAUGGGAAAGCGAGGCACUUAAAGCGGGAACAUUGAGAGUUCUUGUUUACUAUGGGUCAGACAAGGCUGUCAAUUUGAGGGAUUUAUGUUGCGAAUCCAAAUAUGCAUCGGCUCCCCAGGUAAUUGUCACCAGCUAUGGUGUAGUCCUUUCAGAAUUCCGCCAGCUCGCCCUCCAAUCUGCCUUUGGGCCCAGUGCAAAUGGAGGCUUGUUCUCUGUAGAAUUCUUCCGCGUCAUACUCGAUGAGGCUCAUGUGAUCAAGAAUCGGCGUUCUAAAUCUGCUAGGUCAUGCUGUGAGUUGAAGGCAACCCAUCGAUGGGCACUGACUGGCACGCCGAUUGUCAAUCGUCUGGAGGAUCUCUUCAGUCUGGUGCGCUUCCUAAGAGUUGAACCAUGGAGCAAUUUUUCCUUUUGGAAGACGUUCAUCACCGUGCCGUUUGAAUCUAAAGAAUAUGUACGCGCCCUCAACGUCGUCCAAAGUGUACUGGAACCUCUUGUUCUUCGGCGAACCAAAUCGAUGAAAACUCCAGAAGGCGAGCCAUUAGUUCCCUUGCCCAAAAAGACAGUCACAAUUGAGGAGGUGGAGCUACCGAAGCGAGAACGGGAAAUUUACGACUGCAUAUUUACACGAGCGAAACGAACUUACAAUGACAAUGUCGAGGCUGGCACACUGUUGCAGUCUUACAGCACAAUCUUUGCACAAAUUCUCCGUCUUCGUCAGACCUGCUGUCAUCCCGUGAUGACCCGCAAUAAAGCCAUCGUCGCAGAUGAAGAGAAUGCGGCAAUGGCAGCUGAUGCUGCGAAUGAACUGAAAGACGAUAUGGAUCUUCAGGAAUUGAUCAAUCAAUUCACGACCGAAAAUAAGAAUGCCGACUCUCAAGAUACCCCCGGAACAAUGGUCAAGUUCACUACGCAUGCUCUCCGGCAGAUCCAGACUGAGUCAAGUGGCGAAUGCCCUAUCUGUUGCGAAGAGCCUAUGAUCGAUCCCGCGGUGACAGCGUGCUGGCACAGUGCGUGUAAGAAAUGUCUCGAAGAUUUCUUGCAACACCAAAUGAACAAAAACGUUGAGGCAAGAUGCUUCAAUUGCCGUGCUCCAGUGGAUGCAAAGAAUACAUUCGAAGUAGUACGACAUCCGGUCUCAACCUCGCUGUCCUUCGCAGAUGACAACGUGAGUAGCACGCCGCCAACCAGCUCUCAGCCUGCCCCACGGAUCUCCCUCCGUCGUAUAUACCCUCUCUCUCCUUCCGCUCACACUUCGGCCAAGAUCCAUGCCCUCAUCAAUCAUCUUGGACGCAUCCCUCCCAAUACCAAAUCCGUUGUCUUUUCCCAAUUUACGUCUUUCCUGGACCUUAUCGGUCCACAACUUUCCCGAGUCGGAAUCUCAUAUCUCCGCCUCGAUGGCUCGAUGCCCCAAAAGGCUCGCGCCGCUGUUCUAGCAGAGUUUACAAAAGCAGAAAGCUAUACCGACGAUGACAUUGUUGAUCCAGAGAUCGAUGCCCCCGGGAAAAGUGUACCUUCACCCAAAUCUGCACCUUCACCCUCUACACCAGCUCCUACAGUCCUACUCAUCUCUCUCCGCGCCGGUGGUGUGGGCCUCAACCUCACCACCGCAAGCAAUGUCUUCGUGAUGGAUCCUUGGUGGAGUUUCGCAAUCGAAGCACAGGCCAUCGACCGCGUCCACCGAAUGGGUCAAACACGCGAUGUCAAUGUGACGCGGUUCGUGGUGAAAGAUUCAAUCGAGGGCCGCAUGCUGCGCGUGCAAGAGCGUAAAAUGAAUAUUGCCGGCUCGCUGGGAUUGAAGAUCGGCGGUGAUGAUGGAGACGAUGAUAAGGGGAAGGAGAGACUUGCAGAGUUGAAAAUGUUGUUCGAGUGA